ACUGUUGUCAACAAAAUUGAUGGGAUCAAGAGCGAGUAUCGGAAUUUUGAGUUGGAUCUUUUAGCAGGCGAAGAAGACUAUGUUACGGAAACCCUCGAAGGAGGUGUGAGAUAUCGACUCGAUUUCUCAAAGGUCUUUUGGAAUUCUCGCCUCAGCCACGAACAUGAACGUGUAGUGAAGUUGUUUGAUUCCCGCUCUUUAGUUUAUGACGCUUGCGCUGGAGUGGGUCCAUUUGUCUUGCCAGCAAUAAAGAAAGGGCGCGCUUUGCACGCGUUAGCGAACGAUCUCAAUCCGGAGAGUGUGCGAUGGUUGAAGGAAAAUGCAGUGUUGAACAAGGUUCCUUCUGCAAUGUUACAAGUCCACAACCUAGACGCCGUUGCUUUCAUUCGUGGUCCAUUUGCGGAAGACUUGAGUCAAGUAAGUCUUUUGGAAUUCUCGUCUCAGCCACGACAUGAAAGGGUAGUGAAGCUGUUUGAUUCCCGCUCUUUAGUUUACGACGCUUGCGCUGGAGCCAUCAGUGAUGCUCAAACAUCAGAAAACUCACCGUCAGGAGCGCAUGUGAUGCUGAAUCUUCCGGGUUACGCUGUCAAUUUUCUUCCCUCGUUUCGAGGAGUGUUGGCACAGCAUUUCUCUGCAGAUGCGUCAAGCACUUUUCCUGUGAAAGUGUAUUGCUACUUAUUUGCGAAGGCACACGAGGAUGUACAUGAUGACUGGUACAAGAAGCGAGCUCUAGAGAUGGUUAGGGAAUUCCUGAGCGAAGAUGAAGCCCAAGUGGAUUUGAUUCACCAUGUGCGUACAGUCUCUUCCCGCAAGGAGAUGUUUUGUGUCCAGAUGACAUUGUCUUGGAAUUUAUUGGUUCAUAGAGAAAUCGACAGUACUUUGAAGAGGUGUCACAUGGAGAAUGAGAACGACUCUGAUUCGAGUAAAAAGAGCAAACUUAAAUCUCUCAAAAAUAUGAAUGAUUGGAUCGGAUACAAGGCAAUAGUAGAGGAGCAUUUUCUCCUACCAAUGAUUCCAGCCGGACGCAGCAUUGGGCGGAGCGUUCUCUUAUGCAGUACUAAUCGUUUCAUUGGGGCCCUUUCAGUCCCAGGUACGCACGUGCGCACAAAAUAUAGCUUCUCUGCUUUCAAGAUUUAUAGUAUACGACGCCGAAUAGCAGAAUACUUCUCAAACAAUUUCCAUGAGCAACGCGUAAAGGAAAUAGGGCCAGAUCUUGCGUGUUUAGAAUGGUUGAUGGAAUGUGGAUCAACGGAGGUAAUCAUGAGCGAUGAUGAACGAAUAACAUCGAUUCGUAAAAUGAAAAAAUAUAUCAAGGACAAGCUGGAAGAAAAGAAGGUUUCUCAAGGAAAAAUAAAGUCGCCCUUCGUUGACUUGGAGUACGAGCUGAAAUGGAGCCAUAUUCCACCGGUGCACAUAGUGAAGGUCGAUGCAAGUGACUCGGCUAUUUCUGACGAGGGCUUUAAAUACUUCAGUGACCUGAAACGUCUCGAAGUGCUAAAAUUGAACUUCUGCGAUUAUUUUGGUGAUGACGCAAUCAGGGAGCUAGCGAUGGGAAGGCCAGCAAACAGUCUUCGUGAUAUUGAGAUCGUCCUAAAUCCUGCGGUGACGGAUGGAGCAGUAUAUUGGUUAAGUAGACUAAAAGCCUUGAGGCGUGCACAUUUUUAUUUCCUGCCGUAUGUCGCAAACAGACAGUCGUUUCUUCGCCAGCUGAAGCUGGCAUUACCCAGGUGUCAUGUCACUUUCCCGGAAGCUAUUCAAAUAGGCUACGGUUAUGAAGAAGAAAAGCAACCGAAAAAAUAG
Messenger RNA from Ostertagia ostertagi, 1800 nucleotides. NCBI's taxonomy places the organism in Eukaryota, Metazoa, Nematoda, Chromadorea, Rhabditida, Trichostrongylidae. The record is from the annotation of a GenBank genome assembly.